GAAAUGUUAUAAAAAAUGCUUAUGAUAUUAUUCCAUCCCUAAUAUAUACAGAAAAAUGUUUGAUAAGGACCAUUGUAAGAGAUAGACUAUACACGGUCGCUCAUUUGAUUGUUUACUAUAAUCAUAUGAUCAGACAAAUCCUCCUCAGACAUGGCAUCCUACACCCAAGAGGAUGAUGACCACUACCGCUCGGAGUUCAGCUCCAGCUAUGUGGUGGGAUCCUUCCCCAAAGACUUUGUGUAUGGCCCAGACGACCCUGACCAGGACAUCACCACCAUCCUCUCGCCCGACCAGAAGCCCAAGAUCCUGCUUAUGGGUCUCCGGAGGAGCGGAAAGUCCUCCAUACAGAAGGUCGUAUUCCACAAGAUGACCCCCAAUGAGACACUGUUCCUGGAAUCGACCAACAAAAUAGAAUCUGAAAAUAUCUCCAAUUCAUCCUUUGUGCAGUUCAAAAUCUUGGACUUUCCGGGACAGAUCGACUUCUUUGAGCCUUCCUUUGAUUCCGAGAAGAUUUUUGGGGGCCAGGGAGCCCUAGUCUUCGUUAUAGAUGCACAAGAUGAUUACAUGGAAGCCCUACAGCGGUUACACCAGACAGUCCUAAGAGCACACAAAGUGAAUCCUCAUCUACGAUUCGAGGUGUUUAUUCACAAGGUCGACGGCCUAUCGGAUGACACCAAGAUAGAAACCCAGCGAGACAUCCACCAGAGAGCCAAUGAUGAUCUCAUAGAUGCAGGCAUGGAACAGAUUCACCUCAGCUUCUAUUUAACUUCCAUUUAUGACCAUAGUAUAUUUGAAGCCUUUAGUAAAGUUGUACAGAAACUGAUCCCUCAGUUACCAACACUGGAAAACCUCCUGAACAUCUUUAUAUCCAAUUCUGGAAUAGAAAAGGCUUUCCUGUUUGAUGUGCUCUCCAAAAUCUACAUAGCCACUGAUUCUUCGCCAGUAGACAUGCAGAGCUAUGAAUUGUGUUGUGAAAUGAUAGAUGUUGUUAUUGAUAUCUCUGACAUCUAUGGAAAAGAUGAAGGAGUGCAAGUCCAGUUUGACAAGGAGAGUUCCAGCAUCAUCAAGCUGAAUAACCAGACGAUUCUCUAUUUACGAGAAGUUAGCCGAUAUUUAGCCCUAGUUUGCAUACUUCGAGAGGACAACUUUGACAGACAAGGUCUGAUCGACUACAACUUCCUCUGCUUCCGAAAUGCAAUCCAGGAGGUGUUUGAUGUGCGAACCAACCAGCUGCAGCAGCUGAACCACAACACCUCCACGCCACACCACCAGACCAACCACACGAAUGGCCCUACGUCCUAGUACACCAUCAGCAUCUAUCACUAGCACACCACCAUCCACCACCACUCAUUUCUUACUCACUUUUGAUGCCUCUCUCAUCCUCCUGCUGACGUCAUUCUGCACGCUCACGGAAGAGCCUGAAAAGUCCUUGUAUGUGGCCUAUGGAUGUGUUUGAGGGUGAGUGGUGGCACACUCUGGGGUUACCAGGCUGCUGUCGGUGAGAUGACUGACUCCCUGUUGGUUGACAAGGCUGCAGAACGACAAGCAACACAACAUUUUCAUGCAGUAUUGGAAAGUUCAUUUAAGGAAGAAUGCUUAAAGGAUGUAUGGCAACAUUUAACCUCUUUUUUCUUCUUCUUUUCUUUUCUCUUUUUUUCCUUAUGUAAACCACUUAAACAAAAUUUUGUCAGCUUUUUUCUCCGCUUUUGUCUGAUAGUAUAAGCUUUUGAAAAUUUUCAGUUUGAAAUGAUUUGCAAAUAACUGUAUCAAUUAUCAUAUUGAUAAUUUAUGAUACUGAUUCAAGCAGACAUGCUGUCCCUCUCACAAUCAGACCACUAAGAUUUAUCACCAAAACCAAGGGCAUAAUAGUUAUAACAUUCAUAGCAUUUAGUGAGUGAGAUAGUUUACUAGUGAUGCUGUUGUUCCUGUAGAAUUAAUUGAUUUAUCUGUUUAGGACUUGGAAGUUUGAGAUGGCAAAAUGCAGACGUUACUAUCUUUUUUUUUUUCUUUUUUUUUAACAAUUGAUAUUUUGAAUAUACUUGUACUAUUGAACUCCUCUCUUUAUUUAUUUUGGGGUGAAUAUAAGGAUGGACAGGUAUUAUAAAUAUGUUCUGUUUUCUUUGUAGAAAUAUACGAUUACAGUAUCAAUAUUCCUGCUCAUAUCUAAUGCCAGUGUAUUGUUUUUCAGUUCGUAAACUCUAGUUAUGUUUUUUCAUUUUGAUUAUUGUAUGAAAUGAUAUUGAUUAGAUGAUUUGACGAUAUAUUGAUAUCUUUAACUUUAUUUUUUUAUUUUUUUGACUAGAUAAUUUUCAUAUAUUUGCCACAUGGUCAAUGUAUUGUAUAUUCACAACAUCAUAGGAAAAAUUUAUAAAGUGAUGAUUCGAACAAUGGACAGGCAACAUUUCAUUAUUAUUAUAAUUUUUUUUUUUUUCAACUGUUUUAUAUGUAGUGAUUAAUUCCUCAUAAAUUUGAUAAUUGCUGCAAUUUGAUAAAUAGUGUUCAGUCUAAAAAAAAAAAAUAUGUAACUCCCCAAAAUCUUUUUAUUUAGGUUUAAGCAUUUUGAUUAUUAAAGUGAAAAGGAGUUUUGCAAAAGGAAAGUGAUAUUAUAUUUGGCUUUAAUUUGUUUCUACUCAAAUUGUCAAUAAGAAGGACAUCAGUAUUUUUCUGUAGGUGUUUUUCUCGUCUUUUUCGAAACAAAGUCUAGAAGAUUAGUAAAUAAUAUUUGCCGGUUUCUGACAGUGCUUGGAAGUGCAUUGAUUGAUUAGUCACAUAAUUCUAAAUAGAUUGGUAUACCGUAGAUAUUGCAAAAUUGCAUUAUAUGCUUACUAGAUACAGCAUUUUGUGUUCUUUUCAAUAAUAAAGGUUACUUGAAAUAUUGAAUUAAUAACAGCAUUACACAAAAAAUGGCAUUUACAAAUAGGUGAGUUAUAUGCUUAAGCUUGUUUGUUGUAGAGAGGGUGAUAGGAAAAUUAUGAGAGUUGUAAGAAAAUAUUAUGAACAGAGGGAAAGGGAAAGAAGGAUAGACAGAGAGAAGGAGAAGAAGAGGAGAAGAGAAAUUAAUAGGUAAUUUGUAUGCUUAUUGUGAAGGAUAAAAGAAAAAAAAAUACAUCCUGUUCCAUGGCCAAUUUUUGUUGGUUAGAGAUGUCGUUAACUAGAUCAUUGCAUAUUCAUGUUCUCUGCAAUAAAUUUAUAAAUCAAAUUAUACUGGAAUCUGAUAGUCAUUCUCAUCUUAUUUGUAUUGUGGGAGAAUGAUUUUGUUGUCGUUUAUUGAAUUAUUAAAGAUAGGCCUUUCGUUAGUCUUAUCGCAUAAAGCUUUAAGUAAAAGCAUUUGGAUUACAUUUCGAGUUAAUCUGAAAUUUCAUCUAUAAAGGAAUGAGAGCUUUUUACAGUAUCAUUGAUGUUGUUAUUUUUGGAUUAUUAUUAUUAUUGUUGUUAUUAUUAUUAUUAUUACUAUUUCUAUUCUAGUUCUAUAUCUAUU
Molecule: messenger RNA, 3478 nt
Organism: Penaeus vannamei (Pacific white shrimp)
Lineage: Eukaryota; Metazoa; Arthropoda; Malacostraca; Decapoda; Penaeidae
Gene: RagC-D
Product: Ras-related GTP binding C/D
Biological process (GO): negative regulation of autophagy; cellular response to starvation
Cellular component (GO): Gtr1-Gtr2 GTPase complex; lysosome; nucleus
Molecular function (GO): GTPase activity; GTP binding
Source: RefSeq, a predicted model, not a curated record